Closterium sp. Naga37s-1 is the source of this 696-nucleotide messenger RNA. NCBI's taxonomy places the organism in Eukaryota, Viridiplantae, Streptophyta, Zygnematophyceae, Desmidiales, Closteriaceae. The record is from the annotation of a GenBank genome assembly.
AUGUUGCUCAUAGUCAAUCUCGGCUCCUCAGCUCCUCCUCAGCUCCUCCUCCUCAUCCGCCUCGUCAGUCUCCCCCUCUGCCCCUUCUUCUCCCCCUUCCCUCCGCCAUCUCCCUCCAAUCCUUCCUCUGACCCUUCACUUGUCUCCUCAGCCUCUGCCCCAGCUGCUGCUGCUGCAGCUGCAGCUGCUUCAUCUCCCACUCUCCCACUUGCGGUGGGCCCUUCCUUGCCAAAUUCCCACCAACAGCGGUCACAGAAACGUUCCAUGCAAGUGCAGGGGCAACUGCAGCAGCAGCAGCGGAGCUGGCUGCAGUUCCAGGAACAGCAGCAGGAGCAGCACUGCCAGCAGCAGCAGCAGCAGCAGCAGCAGCAGCAGCAGCAGCAGCAGCAGCAGCAGCAGCAGCAGCAGCAGCAGCAGCAGCAGCAGCAGCAGCAGCAGCAGCAGCAGCAGCAGCAGCAUGCAUGCAUGCAUUUCGGAAAGAGCAGCACCAGCAGAAGCGUGAACCCACGAGUGGGGGUAGGUGCAGGAAACGGGGUGAUAGUAGGAGCAGGAGAAGAAGAGGGAGUGAAAGCAGGAGACAUGGCAGGAGGAGGAGCAGGAGUGGUGGCAGCUGUGGUAGAUGAAGCAGUGGCAGGGGAGGAGGAGGAAGAGGGAACAGGAGAGGCAAUGAGAGGAGAAAAAUGGGUGAAAGGAUAA